UCCAGGCCAGCGGGAGGCGGCGCAGGCGCCUUGGCGCGCAGGAGGCGGGCUGGGCAGCAUCCCCCCCCCUCCUCCUGCGGCUGCCCGCGGCGAUGACUCUGUGCACAGAAGCGGCCGAGGCGGCGGCGGCGCUGGAAGCGGGCUCUGCGGCGGCCGCGCCCGGGGGUGCCAGCAGCAGCAGCAUGAUGCCGUCGUCGUCGUCGGAUCCCCAGGCGCGGGUCCUCACGCUGCCCCGGCAGCACUCCUUCUACCCGCCCUCGGUGCUGAACCCCUUCGUGCAGGAGAGGCUGCUGGACGCCAAGGAGAGAUCCCGGGCUGUCCUAUUUGGGCUUGUUCUGGUCCCACUCCGUGCUAUAUGCCUCCUGUUAAUUCUGCUAAUUGCCUGGCCAUUUGCCGUUCUAGCAACUUCCUGCCACUCCGGGAAGGGGACUGUGCCACUUCUAGGAUGGAAAAGGGCGGUCACCUACAGAGCCCUCACCUUCCUGGGCCGUGCCUUAUUCUUCGCCAUGGGCUUCCAAGUCAAAGUGAAGGGUCAAUUAGCCAGCCCUCAAGAGGCACCCAUCUUGACGGUAGCACCACACUCUAGCUUCUUUGAUGGAAUUGUCUGUGUCCUUGCGGGGUUGCCCUCAACGGUGUCUAGACUGGAAAACCUCUCUGCCCCCAUUCUUGGCAGGAUCCUCAGUGCCCUUCAGCCUGUAGUAGUCUCCCGUGUCGACCCUGAUUCGCGAAAGAACACAAUUAAUGAAAUCACCAGACGGGCAACUUCGGGAGAAGGGUGGCCACAGGUAUUGAUUUUCCCGGAGGGUACCUGUACAAACCGGUCAUGCCUGAUCACUUUUAAACAAGGAGCCUUUAUUCCGGGAGUCCCCGUUCAGCCGGUGCUGCUACGAUACCCAAACAAGCGGGAUACUGUGACCUGGACAUGGCAAGGCUACAAUUUCAAAGAGGCAUUAGUCUUGACUUUGUGCCAGUUCAUCACAAAAGUUGAAGUGGAGUUUUUGCCUGUCUAUGUUCCAACUGAGGAUGAGAAGAAAAACCCGAUUCUGUUUGCCAGCAGGGUCCGUAACAAGAUGGCAAGUGCCUUGGAUCUGCCUGUUACAGACCAUACCUAUGAAGACUGCCGCCUGAUGAUUUCAGCCGGACAGCUGACCUUGCCUAUGGAAGCCGGUUUGGUGGAGUUCACGAAAAUCAGCAAGAAGCUGAAUCUGAAGUGGAACAACAUCCGAGAACAGCUGGAUCAGUUUGCAGCAAUCGCUGGUGCCGCGAAAGGGGGCAGGAUUGGAAUCCAGGAGUUUGCAGACCAUCUGAAGCUGCCCAUCUCAGACGUCCUCCGAGAGCUGUUUGCGCUUUUUGACAGGAAUGGGGAUGGUACCGUUGACUUCAGAGAAUAUGUCAUUGGCCUCUCCAUCCUCUGUAACCCUGCCAACACAGAACAGACCAUUCAGAUGGCUUUUAAGCUCUUUGACAUUGACGAAGACGGCAUUAUAUCAGAAGACGAAUUUGCCUUAAUUGUGCGGUCAUCACUUGGCCUUCCCAACCUUGAUGUUUCAAAUCUAUUCAAGGAAAUCGAUGCAGACAACUCCAAUAAGCUCACCUAUGAAGAAUUCAAGGAUUUUGCCCUAAAACACCCUGAAUAUGCCAAGCUGUUCACAACUUACCUUGAGCUCCAACGAUGCCAGUUAGAGGAAGAGACGGAAGUCAGUUCCUCCCCGGUGGUAAAGACUCCACUCUCUGAAAAAUCCUCCAUGCCUAGGAAUAAAGUUUGUCCUCAAGCCAGUGAAGAUGACAAUUCGAAUGUCUCAGAUAAAAAGGAAGACUGAACCUUAAAAUGCCUAAAUGCACUUUUGCAUUCAACCUGCCCAAAGAUUUUUUUCUAAUUUAAUAACAUGUUUUUGAAUUUUGAUCACGGGAGGCGAAGAUAAAGAUUUUAGCAGCUUCUAUUUUUUCAUGUGUCAGACAGUUUUAAUUAAUAAAUUAUUUUGGUUUUGGCACUUGGGCUGCUUUAGUUGUGCUUCUGCUCACAGUGGGUUGUUGCAUCUGAGCAAAAUGGGACCCAGUAGCAGCCACUCCUGGAAGAGCAGAGUGUGUGUGUUUGCUUGUCUGGUGGCGGAAACUUGCAAACAGCUAACUAUUUCUGGACCAGUGAGUGGAUUUUUCUCAGCCCUGUGAGAACUUGGCCUUUUGAAAUGAGAGCUGGAGCUUCUUGGGAUCUAAAAAAAUAGGAUUCAACUUUGACUCUUGGGCGGUCUUCAUAGUAGGUCUAAAUAGGGGACAUCUUUUGUGCAACACCUUGUAUCCCCUUCCUUUUUGUCCUGCCCCCAUGUGCUGUUACUCCCUGUUCCUCUUUCUUGGUCUGGGCCAUGUUCUUGGUUCUGUGUCUGUUUGGUAGAGGAGGGAGGGAGGGAGGGAUGACCACCUUGGUUGUCCCCUUGAAUGAUUGUUAUGGCUUUGGGGGAAAAUGUGAAGGAAACAAUGCAGUUGUGUAGACCAAGCUGGGAAGCUGUGCUCUCCAGUUGUGUGCGGUUUAGAAACAAGUGGGAGAAGGUGUGCUUGCUAGGAAAUGGCCUUUCCCCCCCACCCCCAAACGAGCAGUGGAUCUACCAACAGGAAGACACAAAAUGGUACCCUCUAAAUGUGGUCCGUGCUGUCCAAUGAAUCGGCCUGGAAAUGAUGUGGUCCAUGCUAUCCAAUGAAUCAGUUAGCCUAAUUUCAUCCUUGCCCUCAUUUGGUUUGUGGAUCUUGGAAGAGUGCAAGACUCCAUAUAUCACCACCUUGAAAAGACAUGCUGUCGUGCAGGUUUGUAUGGCCGCAGCCCUCCAGCUGUUUCUGGACUAUAGUUCUCAUCAUCCCCAGCCUGAGUGGCCAAUAGUCAGGGAUGAUGGGAGUCGUAGUACCGCAUCUGCAGAAGCUAUACAGCCCUAGGGUAGUGCUGUAACUUUCUAAAUGGGGCAGUAAGCCUUGGGCCUAUUGAGAAGCCAGAUACAGAGAGAACUGGAAUGUUGUUUGGAAUGUCACUGUCCUGAGGGCAGCCUUCACAUGUACGAGUGUGAGUGUUUGUGUUUUUUGCAGGGCAAAAGCAGAAGGAGGGGAGGGUAUUUUAACCAAAAGAAAUGGCAUAGGAUAAUGGGUCAGUCCUAGAGCUGCAAAGGCUUGGAAAAAACGGGUGUGGGGAACAGGUUUCUUCCUUUUCUUUUUCUUGGGAGGAAAGGGGGGAAACCUGUUUCCCCUUUCCCCCCCAAGGCCUUCACAACUGUAGUCAACCCUAACCCCAGCACUUCACUCCCAAUAAGUAUAUCUUCCUCUGAGGCUGCAAUAAUAAUAAUAAUAAUAAUAAUAAUAAUUUUUAAAAACCUGAGACCCAAUGAUGGCUCUCCGACGAUCUCAUCGGGAUUUAAUCUUUACUUCUUCAGUCAGGGUGACUUUGAAUGUCCGUUGGUGGCAUCAUGCCCCCUUUAAAACUCGCCAUGUUGGCUCUAAUGGUGGCACCUUGAGGACCUCCUUCUGACAUUACCUUGGCAGGGUGGAAUUUGUUUUGGGGUCUCUCAGCCAAGGUAAUUCAUUUCCCCCUUCAAAAAGAAAUUGUUGGUUCCACACAAAGCUGUGCUGGGCAGUCAUUUCUCCACUGUGUAUGGAGGGUGUGAGAGAGAAAGAGCUCACUCAGGGAACAUUGGCUUUGUAACUAACUACACUGCCAAGCCAUAAUACAAUAUAUAUUUUUUGCACUCUUCUAGUGUUUAAUUAUGCCACCUAAUGGCACAGCAGGGAAGUAACUUGCCUAGGGAACAAGAGGUUGCUGGUUCGAAUGCUUGCUGGUAUGUUUCCUAGACUAUGGGAAACACCUAUAUCGGUCAGCAGUGAUAUAGGAAGAUGUUGAAAGGCGUCAUCUCAUACUGUGCAGGAGAUGGCAAUGGUAAACCACUCCUGUAUCCUACCAAAGAAAAACCACAGGGCUCUGUGGGCUCCAGGAGUUGACACCGACUCGACGGCACCCCUUUACUUUAGGGUUUGAUCACUGCAGUAAUGUCUGUCUAAUCCUCAUUUAACUUGAGGUUUGCACUGGAGACUUAAGACUAGUUCCGUGUUGGGAAUAGGGCUUGAUUUGCCCCCUCCUACUCUAUAGGGUGUAUACAUAACUGGUGUUAAGUUGUAACUUUGGAGCCAAAGAUUCAGCAUUGUCAUUGCUGCAGUUGCUCCAGGGGUUCCUGAGAGAUGCUACUCUGCAAGUGUGUGGAAUAGUGCAAUUUCAGGAGCAGAGUCAGAAAACAGAAAUCCCAUGUAUGCUGCUCUGUGGUGGGAAAGUGGGAUACAACCGUAUCCAAUGUGGAUAGUUUGUGACGUUUGGGAGGACUCUUUGGGCUUGUGGGUACAUAGGAAGCUGCCAUAUACCAAGUCAGACCCUUGGUCCAUCUCGCUCAGUAUUGUCUUCACAGACUGGCAGCGGCUUCUCCAAGGUUUCAGGCAGGAGUCUCUCUCAGCCCUAUCUUGGAGAUGCUGCCAGGGAGGGAACUUGGAACCUUCUGCAUGCAAGCAGACAGGUGCUCUUCCCAGAGCGGCCCCAUCCCCUAAGGGGAAUAUCUUACAGGGCUCACAUGUAGUCUCCCAUUCCAAUGCAAACCAGGAUGGACCCUGCUGAAUGAUACUUGCUACCACAAGAUCAACACUUCCCCCCACCAUUGUGUAGAGGGAGUGGGGUAGAAUGCUCUUCUUAACAAGCAGCAUUCACUGCAUUCCUUAGCUGCGAUCUAACACAGCAUUAAAUGCCCUUAAACUAGGGAUGGGGUGGUUGAUCUGUUCUCCAUUCAGUGCAAACUCGGCACAGUUUUCUUUGAUUCUUUUUUCCUCAUUCCACUUUCUUCUGCUAAAAAUCUCAGAAUAUGUUUUCUUUGACACUGACGAAAUCUGUAUUUGGUUUGCAUUUCCCCCCAGUUAUCUCCAAACCCUGGGCUGCUCAGCUUGUAGUAGCAAGCGCUCUGCAGGGACCACCCUGGUUUGCAUUUGAAUGGGAGACUACAUGUGUGAGCACUGUAAGAUAUCCCCCUUAGGGGAUGGGCCCAUCCUGCAUGUGGAAAGUUCCAUCCCUCCCUGGCAUCUCUCCCCCUGACAGGGCUGAGCGAGACUCCUGCAUCUUGCCUGCAACCAUGGAGAAGCCGCUGCCAGUCUGUGCAGACGAUUCUAGCUAGAUGGACCAAUGAUUGGACUCAGAAGAAGGCAGCAGCUUCCUCUGUUCCAGAUGCUGGACUACAAGUUCCAUCAUCCCUGACUACUGGCCACAUUGGCUGGGGAUUAUGGGAGUUGUAGACCAACAGCAGCUGGUGGGCCAAAGUUAUGCAGCUCUGUCCUAUCCAGCUGGUGCAAUAUUGCAUUAUACAAAAUGCACAGAAUCUGCAGAAAUCUCCAUGCACUGUGAAAUCUGAACCACUGGUGAACAGAAGGGAUCCAGAACUGUGCAUUUGGUCACAAAUUUCAGCAUAAUUUUCUAUCAUCCCUAGAUGUGAAUGCACAAAAUAUUGUUUGAACAGAAGAAUCGGGGUUUCCGAGUCUUGCAAUAUCAGGUGAAGAGGCCAGUUAUGAUGAUGAUUUUAAAAAAUAAAUAAUAUUUAUUGUUUUUAUUAUUAGCUGCUCCAUAAGAUAUUGUUUUCAAAACACUGCAUUAAAAAUACAUAUAAAACACAUGAAAUCAGCACACAUUCAAAAACAAAAAUACAGUACAAAACCAUUUUAAAACUUCUUAAAAGUCUGUUUUAAAUUAAAUGUAAAAAGCCUGAGUGAAUAGUUCUAGAUCCAAUCUAUGGCCCAUGUGUAGGAUUUUGCCUUCUUGAUUACCAAAUUAUUUUGCUGUUUUAUAUGUGAUACUGUGUUUUAUAUAACGUGACAUUCCCACCUCUGGACCUUUAAUCCUGUGGCUUGUGUGAUUUCUAUGCUUUAAAAUUAAAUAUUUUUUAAUUUAAAAUGAAAA
Molecule: messenger RNA, 5956 nt
Organism: Hemicordylus capensis (graceful crag lizard)
Lineage: Eukaryota; Metazoa; Chordata; Lepidosauria; Squamata; Cordylidae
Gene: LPCAT2
Product: lysophosphatidylcholine acyltransferase 2
Exons: 14
Coding region: 93-1820 (575 amino acids)
Cellular component (GO): endoplasmic reticulum
Molecular function (GO): 1-acylglycerophosphocholine O-acyltransferase activity; calcium ion binding
Source: RefSeq, a predicted model, not a curated record